UCGCCGUGGAAACAUCAACAAGAUGGCCGUUGCUGCAGUCGAAGGAGCUGUCGCUCCUCCCGUGAAAAAAUAUGGUGGGGUCGUGAUUACUCUGGAUAACGUGCUCCUCCCGCCGGAGAAGCUGAGCCCGUCGCCUUCCCAACAGGAUGGACUGGAUCCGGAGAUCGAAAUGGACCUGAGAAUCCUGGGAUGUGAACUAAUUCAGACGGGAGGCAUUUUGCUUCGACUUCCUCAGGUUGCAAUGGCUUGCGGUCAGGUGUUAUUCCAGAGGUUUUACUAUGCCAAAAGCAUGGUACGCUACUCAAUGGAAACCACUGCUAUGGCAUGUAUUGCUCUGGCCUCAAAAAUUGAAGAAGCUCCUCGCAAGAUCAGGGAUGUUAUAAAUGUUUUUCAGCAUAUUAGACAAGUUAAAAAUGGAAAGACCAUUCAACCUGUGAUUCUAGAUAGUAACUACAUAUCCCUCAAGAACCAAAUUAUCAAGGCAGAACGCAGGUUGCUGAAGGAACUAGGCUUUUGUUGUCAUGUCAAGCACCCCCACAAGAUCAUUAUCAUGUACCUGCGUAUGCUGGAGGCGGAUGACAACCGCCGGCUGGCCCAGUCCUCGUGGAACUACAUGAAUGACGCCUUGCGGACAGAUGUCUUUGUACGGUACAAGCCCGAGACAAUUGCCUGUGCUUGUAUAUGGUUGGCAGCAAGGUUUCUCAAAGUGCCUUUACCUGAACAGCCUCCAUGGUACCUCGUGGUUAAUGUGACACAGGAGAGCAUAGAAGAUGUAGCUGCCUCGAUUCUCCAGUUGUAUACCAGGAAAAAGGUAAAAUUGGAAGCUCUUGAAACCAAAGUUGAAGAGAUUAGGAGAGAGCAACAAGAAGCUAGGUUAAGAAGUAAAGCAGUAGCCUCUUUAGCGACCCCACAGACAAACACCGCCUUCAGUCCUGGCUCCAGAAAUAAUACUCCAAGCAAAAAUACGUCCCCUCAUAAACGUUCUUCGUCUCCAGAAAGAAAUUCUGCAAGGAAAAGAAGUGCUAGUAGUAGCCGUUCUAAAAGUCGCAGCCGCACUCCAUCCAGAUCACCUCAUCGUAGGUCUCGCAAGAAGCACCGUCGGGAUUCUCAUUCAUCACGCUCUCACACACGUUCACGAAGUCGAACUAGAAGCAGAUCAAGGUCACACUCCAGGGAUCGUCACAGAGCAAGCAAGAAGUAUUCUCGUUCGCCUUCACCGACUGUCACCCCACCCCCACGGUUUACCAAGCACAAGGAUAAAGGGCCUAUUGUUAGGUCACGUUCUAGAUCACAUUCCCGUUCUCCCCAAAGAAAUUAUGAGAAGUAUGAUCGCUUUGAAAAGGAAAGAUAUCCCAAAAAUGAUCGUUAUGAGAAGAAUGACAGAUACAGAGAAGAGAAGUCUAGCAAGUAUGAAGUUAAGGAAAAAGGGGACAAAUAUGCCAAUAAGUACAGCAGUAGUAAGUAUGAGCGUUACGAAGUUGAUAAGAAAAAAUAUGAGAGGGAAGACAAAAAGUAUUAUGAUAAUGGAUUUGGUAAACCUCAUAAAACUAAGAAGAAUGGUCGCCAUAGAUCUAGAUCUCGAGAUAGACGACGGUAGGUAAGCUAGGCCAUUGUUUUUUUUUUUAGGUGAUAAAUCAAGAUGAGCAUAUCAAGCUCACAUUUGGUGCAAUGAAGAAGUGCUUCAUUAUUUUAUUGAAGAAGCUUGUCUUGAAAUUUUUAUAUGUUAAACUUUCUUCAUAAUUCUGACUGGAAUGAAACAGCUGUCUACCCCUUGUAUUACAAAUUUUAAAACUGUAAAAUAAGGAGAGAAGUAAUGUUUGUGUAAGAGUUGGCUAAUUGUGUUACCAAGAGCUGGUAUUAGUAAAAUUUAGGAAUUAUUUUACUGAGAGGAAAGUCAUUAGUUUGAUCUUUUUGUGCUGAAGUACUUUUCACAAACUUAAUUUCUAUAAUUUAAUAUUUGUUGUGAAUAAAUGAGGGAGAUAGCGCUGGUUGAAUGCUUUUAAAAGAGUUUCUCGUGCCUGUGAAUGAGUCUGUACUAUGUUAAUUCUAGAUGUAGUCAAGAGUUAUAUGUUAUACAAGAAAAAAGUAUCUUUUGUCUCAGUGAAAAUGUUAGCUGUAUAGACUUGGUUUUUUAACUGUGAUCAUGUAUAUAGAUACAAACCAAGUUUAACUUAUUGUAAUUUUUUUUCGUAAACAUGUAUAUUUACAUUUUAUAUAUACUAGAAAAUUAAAACUAUUUUUAUUACAAC
This is a messenger RNA of Macrobrachium nipponense, 2249 nucleotides long. Its product is annotated as cyclin-L1-like. Gene Ontology annotation, cellular component: nucleus. The transcript is spliced from 8 exons. The coding region runs from base 23 to 1597 and encodes 524 amino acids. The record is from RefSeq and is a predicted model, not a curated record. Gene Ontology annotation, molecular function: cyclin-dependent protein serine/threonine kinase regulator activity. Gene Ontology annotation, biological process: regulation of transcription by RNA polymerase II. NCBI's taxonomy places the organism in Eukaryota, Metazoa, Arthropoda, Malacostraca, Decapoda, Palaemonidae.